Phytophthora nicotianae INRA-310 is the source of this 315-nucleotide messenger RNA. RefSeq lists its product as hypothetical. The transcript has a single exon. The record is from RefSeq and is a predicted model, not a curated record. The coding region runs from base 1 to 315 and encodes 104 amino acids. Lineage: Eukaryota; Oomycota; Peronosporomycetes; Peronosporales; Peronosporaceae.
AUGGAAACGAGCUCGCUUUUGUUUCCGAAGAUGGAUCCAGAUGGGCAAUACGGGAUGGUCGUGUUCGACUCCAUCGACCAAGACGAACUCUAUCCGUACAACUGGGCUGAGCGCGUUCGGAAGGAUGUGUCAGCUACUGCUGUUUUCACAGUCGGCAAAGAGGAUAAAGGUGAGCUAGUUGUGACCAUGCGCCGUGCGGCGUUCUUAAAGAUUUACCGACCUCACUUCUCGCUCUCCGAGGACGUACUGCAAGAACUUGCGACGGGUGAUGUCAUGCUCAAGACCGUGCGUAGUAUUGUGAUCGUGCGAUUCUGA